AUGACUAUAUUAUUACCUUUUAUUAUCAGUAAUAUUCUCAUCGUUUCUAAUGCAAAUACAUGGCAACCUUUUUACAAUCUUUAUAAUACAGACGGGAUCAGCAAUGAUUUUGAUCAUGAUUGUCUCUAUUCAACAAUAACUCAGAAUAUCGGUUUAGAUGAAAAUACUUAUAUAAUUCAGGAAAUCAUUGAAUAUUGUAUUCGAACAUCUUUGAAAGGCAUAAUCGAUGUUAAUGAGAAAUCAAUAUCGUCUAAAUUAACUUUUGAUGAAUUAAAAAAGAAUAAUAUAACUUCUACAGAUUUAAUGGAAUGGUCGAGUCCAAUUGAUCUUAUCGAACGUUAUGAAUACUUUUUGCAAAUGAACACACCAUCAUUAUCAAAUGAAGUAUUUUAUAAUUGUACUCCACCAUGGUUUGGAUCAUUUUGUCAAUAUAGAUUUAUUUUCAAUCAAUCAUUGUCAUCUUUUAUUCAAAUGAGAAUUAACGACCGCAUUUUGUUCGAUAAAAAUACGACAUUAUCCUGUUACGUGCAUAUAAAAUGUGACUUUGGUUCACCUUUAAUCUGUCUCGAUUGGCGUGAAAUAUGUGAUGGAAAAGUCAAUUGUCUUGAUGGUGGUGAAGACGAAAAAUAUUGUGCUGAACUUGAAAUCAAUCGAUGUGCAGAAAAUGAAUAUCAAUGUCGAAAUGGUAUGUGUGUGAACGAAGAAUUUCUUUCAGAUGAAGGUAUUUUACUGAUGCACAUUAGUAGUCCAGAAUGUUUGGAUGGAUCGGAUGAAGUCCGGUUUGACAGCAGGUUUACAUGUGCGAGAGAUUCAUCUUUUAAAUGUGAAGAUGUUCUUUGUCCACAAUACACUGAUUUUAGCUGUGGAGAUGGUAAUUGUCGUGCUAUGGACAAAAAUCGAGGGAUUCUUCCAUGCAUAAAUAAUCGUGACCGAGCAAUAAAUUAUAUGUUUGACUGGGACAAUCCUGUGGAUGCACGAUAUUCUCGUUGUUUCAAAACUCUUAUGUGUGUAUCGUACCCAUGGUUAUCGAAGAACUUUGAUAAAUAUUGCAAAAGCUUGUGCAAUAAUACACAAGAAUGUAAAAUACAAACUGUUAAAGAUUGCCCACCAGCGUUCAUCGCACCUACCUUUCCUGUAUGGGAUAGUCAUGUGAGAUUUGGGUAUUUUUCUAAUGGAACAUCUAUCAAAAGCUUGGGAUAUGAACCUGACUUUGUAUGUUACAACAAAGAUCGUUGUCCAUUUCUCAUUCCAACAUUUACAUUAGAUAAUCAUACAUGUCUACACAGUACCCAACUAAAUUUAACACCAAGUUAUACCGUGUAUGAAGUAUUUAGGGCAUGUAACCAACUCUUUCGAAAUAAUAAUGAGAAUACCUGCCGAGAUACAACUACUACAGUACGUUGUUUAGGGACGAAUAAAUGUAUACCUAAUCGUCGGAUUAUGGAUGGAUUUAUCGAUUGUUAUAAUGCUUUUGAUGAAUCAAUUGCAGCUAAUUCAUGUGCAUUGAAUGAUAAAUAUCGUUUUCAAUGCACAUCUGAACAGAAAUGUCUCUCGCCUAUUCUUGUGAAUGAUGAAAAGGCGCAAUGUAUCGGUCGAGAAGAUGAGUCUUUGAUUGACGGUACCGCAACUACGAUUCAUCAACUUUCUUAUUCUGCUUUUUGUAAUAAUUGGACUGAAAUAGUUUCUGUAACUAACGAAAGCGAUGAAACUCAUUGUGAACAAUGGCCAUGUGUAAAUCAAUAUACACGUUGUAAUUCAGUAUGGAAUUGUGAAAAAGGAAUUGAUGAAAUUAAUUGUUCAACAAGUUUUCAAUGUCCUGCAAAUCAUCAUCCUUGUUUGUCACCAAAGAGCCGCAAGAUGGAUUGUUUACAUAUAAAUCGUAUUGAAGAUGGAACUAUUGAUUGCCUUGGAUCAACAGAUGAGCGAUCUCAUUGUCGAAACCAAUCAGAAAAUGCUUUGAUACGUUAUCGCUGUUGGAAUGAUACGAAAUGUACUACAGCUCCUCGUGCCUGUCAAGAUUGUGAUAAGUCCAACGAAUUCGAUCAAUCAUGUGAUUGGUUUAAUGAAAAAAUUCAAGACAUUAUUAAAUAUAUAAAUUCUAUAGACGACAACGGUCUUUUUAGAAGACAGUCAUUCUCUCAUAAAUCAUCACGUAGUUUUCCUCCAGUUCAAUUAUCAUUACCAAUUCACAAGCAGAUACAAAAUCAUAUGAUAAAAACUGAGAAAUUGGCUACUAGUAUACAUAAUAAUGAUCCAAGAUUAUGGUUAUGCAAUAAAGGAUCUGUGAUUCUGGUUGGUAAAAAUGAACUAGAACAAUGUCUUUGUCCAGCAAGUUAUUAUGGUAAUCUUUGUCAAUAUCAAAAUCAGCGUGUUAGUCUUACUAUUCGAUUACGUCAAGAAAAUUUAAACAAGUUAAAUGUGAUUGGUAUUAUUAUUAGACUUGUGGAUCAUACUGGUUUUGUUCAUUCCUACGAACAAAUUACAUACAAAUCCUUAAUUAAUUGUAAUACAAAAUAUAAUAUGCAUCUUCUUUAUCAAAAUCGUCCAAAAGAUAUGACGAAGAAUUAUACAAUCUAUAUCGAUGCAUAUGAUAAAGUAAAUCUUAUUUAUCUUACAAGUUGGAUAUUUCCAGUUAAAUUUCUUUUUAUGCCUGUUAAUCGUAUGAGUGUUCAAUUGAUAAUUCCAACAAAACAAAAUUGUUAUUUAUUGUGCAGUGAUAAAUAUCUAAAAUCAUUAACAAAUGAUAAUAUGCAAUCUUGUCGAUGCUUAAAUUGGGUGGAUUCAAUUCAUACGAUACAAAACAAAUGUAAUUGCUCGUUAGAUUCGAUCUGUAUUGGUUUGAAAGAAAAUCGACCAAUUUGUCUUUGUCGUUUAAACAAAACAGGACCUCGAUGUUAUCUUAAUUCAGUCUGUCAAAUGAAUAACAAAUGUAUGAAUAAAGGUAUUUGUGUACCAUAUGAUUUGCGACAAUCUUUAACUAACUUCACAUGUGUUUGUCCAGAUGGAUUCUCUGGCGAAUUUUGUGAGAAGACAGAUGUAAGAAUAGACAUCUCGUUUUCUCAUAUAGAAAUUCCACAAUCUCUACUUGUUCAUUUCAUUAAUGUUAUACCACAUCUUUAUGGAAGAGAUAAAACAGAACCAAUUCGAGUAACUAUGUUCAAGAAAAUUUUAUUCAAUCAAAAAACAAUAACUUUACACAUGUCAUUACCUUUUCAUCUUGUUUUCGUUGAAUUUGAGCAUAUGUAUUAUCUUAUUAUUCUUCAACAUAGUUAUACAUCUUCAGUUACUUUUUCUACAAAAAUCUCUCCAUCACAACGUUGUCCACACAUUCACGAAGUAUUAGAUGAAGUUAUAAUUGGAUAUUCACAUCUUCGUCGUGUAAAAUAUUAUCACAGUAUAUGUCAAAAUCAUCCUGAUCUUAUUUGUUUUCAUGAUAGUUACACAUUUAUGUGUUUAUGUACAGAAGAAAGACAUGCUAAUUGUUUUCAUUUUGAUUUUAAUAUGACUUACAAUUGUUUAGGUCAAAAUGAUUGUCAAAAUGAUGGACGAUGUUUUCAAGAUCAUCGACAUUGUCCAACAAAAAUAAUGUGUGUUUGUCAAGAAUGUUUUUAUGGUGAUAAAUGUCAAUUCACUACAAAACAUUCUGGUCUUUCACUUGAUUCUAUUUUGGGUUAUCAUAUUCACCCACAUUUAUCAUUAAUACAACAAUCUUCACCCGUUCAAAUUAGUAUAACUUUAGGUACAUUAAUAUUGAUUAUUGGUCUCAUUAGUGGCAUUUUAUCAAAUCUAACAUUUCAAGUAAAAUCAACUCAAAAAACAGGUUGUGGUCUUUAUCUUUUUACUUCAUCAAUUACAUCGAUUCUCGUCAUCAUUUUUUUCUAUAUUAAAUUAUGGAUUCUUAUUUUUUCUCAAAUGAAUACUAUAACUUCUCGAUCUUUUCUUCUGUUCAAUUGUAUUUCAAUUGAAUUCAUUAUUCGAUUUUUAUUAGCAACGACUGAUUGGUUACAUGUUUUUGUGACAAUUGAACAAUUUUUUGUUGCUUUUGUGGGUAUUAAUUUCGAUAAGGCAAAGAGUCGAAAAUUAGCUAAACGAAUUAUAUUUAUCGUUUUUGUAUUGACUGCUGUAUCAAUCCUUCAUGAUCCAAUUCAUCGUCGUCUAAUUGAUGAUAUAGACGAAGAAAGAACAUGGUGUUUGGUUAAAUUUACAUCCAGAGUAGAAACUUAUAACAGAUUUAUCAAUAUAUUUCAUUUUAUUAUUCCUUUUUCACUAAAUGUUCUCUUAGUCAUUGGUAUUAUGAUUAUUACUGCAAGACAACGUUCAUCUACACAACGACAAUUUACUUUUCGAAAACAACUAAAACGUCGAUUUUAUCGCCAUAAAAAUCUUAUUCUUAAUUCGAUUCUAUUGAUUAUCUUGGCAUUACCUCGUCUGAUUAUUUCCUUCUUACCUAAUUGUAUGAAGUCACCAAAGGAAUAUAAAUUAUUCUUAGCCAGUUAUUUCAUUUCAUUUAUUCCACCUAUACUUCAUUUUUUCAUUUUUGUAUUAACAUCGAAAAUAUACAAAAAAGAAUUUACUAAAAUGUUUAGACAAAAAUGGACAAUAUUUCGACGUUAUUUUUUUCCAAUUCGUGUAACACCCACCCGAUAUUGA
Molecule: messenger RNA, 4650 nt
Organism: Adineta steineri
Lineage: Eukaryota; Metazoa; Rotifera; Eurotatoria; Adinetida; Adinetidae
Source: the annotation of a GenBank genome assembly